This is a messenger RNA of Oreochromis niloticus (Nile tilapia), 8852 nucleotides long. It is a transcript of the gene ajap1, whose product is annotated as adherens junctions associated protein 1. NCBI's taxonomy places the organism in Eukaryota, Metazoa, Chordata, Actinopteri, Cichliformes, Cichlidae. Gene Ontology annotation, molecular function: beta-catenin binding. The record is from RefSeq and is a predicted model, not a curated record. Gene Ontology annotation, cellular component: cytoplasmic side of plasma membrane; adherens junction; cell-cell contact zone. The coding region runs from base 963 to 2153 and encodes 396 amino acids. The transcript is spliced from 6 exons.
CACGGCAGCGUGGGGCUCAGCAGGCAGAUCGUUCGUCAGUCUGAGAGAAGAGGAGCAGCAGGAGGAGACGUGCCGGUCUCCUCUCCGCUGUAAUGACAAGCCCUCACAGCCACUCUCUCCAACUCCUCUGAAACAACCCUCAGCCUCCAGGAUUUUCCUCCGCCGCUUCCCCUCUUCCUUUUUCUUUUCAGUUGCACCUUAUUUCAUUUCAUUUUCAUUUAUUUUACUUUAUCUAACCUCUCAACCACCCCCCUCCACAGAGAUGUCAACAGAUAAUGAAGACCCCCUGCCUCUGGUGACUUGAAUCCUCCCUGCUUCAGAGAACUGAACAUUCUCAUCUUCCGCCUCCCAUUUUUUUUUUUUUCAAUUUUCUUUUUUGGACGUUCAUCUGCCGUUCAGCAAUGUAGGAGAAGUGACGGCGUCAUUUCAGCAAUGAGGAUGCCAACUGCAUGCCCCGAUUUUGGCUCUCGGCAUCUUGCAUCUUUGCCUUUUCUGCCGGGGCGACUGAAAAAUGAACGAUUUGCGUGAAGGCAAAGUUUGAGGGUACCUCUUUCGGUUUCCCGCUCACCUGUCCGCCUGCACGCGCCUACCCCCUCUCUCUCCUCUCGGCUGGUGAGCAGGGAGAGCAAAUCAUCGCCAACAGAAGAACUGACGAACAACUUCAAAGAGACCCGACUAUUGUUGUGGUAUUUUAGUGGAAUUUUUUUGUUUGUUUUUUUCGGCAACGUUUUUUUUCCUCCUUUUUUCCCCCUGUCCUUUUUUUUGGGAGGAAUUUGAUGUGCGCAACGUAGAAGGAUAUGGCUUAAAUGAUGUUUGCGUUGACAGCUGGAGUAAGGUCCGUAACUUGAGCGCUUUCUUUUCAUCAGCAAUUGCCGACUUUGGUGGAAAAACCCAUCCAAAUGGGAGGAUACCUGGAGGACUGAGUCGGUUUUCGACAGUCGAGAGAGAGAGAGAGAGAAAAAAUGUGGAUAAAACGGAGUGUCGCGCGCAGUCCGUCUGCUUUGAAGCCAGGCAGCUGUGUGGGGCACCGGGUGUGGAUCCUGCUAGCCAUGACUCACCUUACCUUGGACUUCUCUGUGUGCAGCCCUCUCAGUCAAGGUCUGGGGAUCAAACUCACGCCUAAACCGGUGCCUCGCUCACGGCCUCGCUUGCAGCCCCUCUGGGAUAAGCCUAACAUGCUUCACUGGAGAACAGUGAACCCGUUAGCCCACCGGCUCCUCAGCCCUGUUCCUCCGCCCCAAGACAGCAGGGCAGGAAUAGCGCCAAAAGUUAAAGGUCAAAAGCAUUGGAAGCCAGCACAGAAAGGACAAGCAGCGUGCAAGAAUUGCCGGCUGAGAUACUCUCAAAAAGAGACGGGCGAUCCUUUGGCUGUAAUAGCAAAAGCUCCAUUGGCUUUAUCAAGCGGGAGGUUGUUAAUUAGAACCAGGAGGCAGCUCAAAUGGAACAGCUAUGACAAGUCUCAGGAGGGCCGGACUACCACAGUGGCUGGAUUUAUUGACUGGGGACCCACGGGGACUGAUAGCAUAGAUGACGAUGGCAAUACGGAGCCAAACUUAACGUCCACCAGGGCUGCAACUACUACAGUGGCCACAACCACUAGCACUACAACCAGGCUCUCCCAAAGGACGUUCACUGUGGUGACCACAACAGAGUCCAAGAGCACCACCAAGUCCUCUAUCAGCAACACGGAGUCUGUCAAACCACCAAAGCUAGACCCACCAGGGGACACACCAGGUUUGGCAGUUCACCAGAUAAUCACAAUCACUGUGUCUCUCAUUAUGGUUAUCGCGGCCUUGAUCACAACACUCGUCCUUAAAAACUGUGCGUGUUUUUGUAGCUGUGCGCAGUCUGGAAAUGGUCGCCACAAUAGCCAUCAGCGAAAGAUCCACCAGCAAGAAGAAAGCUGCCAAAACCUGACAGACUUCACCCCAGCUCGGGUGCCCAGCAAGGUGGACAUAUUCACUGCCUACAACGACAGCCUGCAGUGCUCGCACGAGUGCGUUCGGACUGCCGUGCCCAUCUACACUGAUGAGAUGAUCCAGCAGACGCCUGUCUACAAGACUGCUUAUAACGGAAACAGGCCCUCACCAACUGAAAGACAACUGAUUCCUGUGGCCUUUGUGUCAGAGAAGUGGUUUGAGAUCUCGUGUUGACGAGCUGAAGGCCUUGUUCAUGUUCUGUGAGUGGAAGAGACUUCAUGAAUUCACGCUUUGGAUCCAGUUGGAAACAAGAAACACAAAAAAACAGCUUCUUUUGUAAAAUAGCGUGAUCUUUGGACACUGGUGAAGAUAUUUAUUUUUCUAGAGUUGACAAGCAGCAGCCAUAACGCUGCGAAAACCAUAUUUCCAAGAACCUACGGUCAUUUAGAUAUAGAUUAUAUAUAAAUAUAUUUACAGGAUGUAUGGAACAAGACUGUGGACGUCACGGAUGUCUCAAGGAAAACAUUAGCCCUAUCACAGAGGAACUCAAGGAGCUUCUUCGGGAGGAAGAUGAACUGUAUUUCUGAACAAUGUGCCAAUAAUGCCACUAUGUGCCACAACCUGGAUGGACGGAAGUUUCAACAACGACUGAUGGACUAAAAAACAAGCCAACAAAAAAAAAAAAAGAGCGUUAUAUUAACCCUGUAUCAACUGCAGUUACAUUUUUUUGUUUUGGUUUUUUUGUGUUUGUUUUUAAAGAAAUAUGAAAGUACAAAAAAAUGCUAAAUGUAUUUGAAUAUGUUAUGAAAUAGUUUUAAGAAAUGUGUUGCAAAAGAGUCUAAAAGAUAUUUAUAUGAAGCACUAUUCUAUUAGCUGGGGAAGAGAGAUGAUGGAAAACGGUAUAUGCUUUAUUGGACGGUUAAUUUAAGAAAAAAAAAGAAGAAAAAAAGUUGUUUCUACCAGUCCCAUUUUAAAAUCAGAGUAGUCGUGUCUAUUUUUUUACACACAAGAGUCUGCCACAGCCCUAACGGGGGAAGUCAGAAGCGCUUGGAACCACUUUUUAAAUACUCCCACCUAAGCUGAGGUAAUAUCAAAGACAACCAUCUGAACACAUCUGGUGCAAGCCAGUCCAGUGCCCACCUCGACUGCUUAUUAUGUAAGAUUUGCAUCUGAUUUAGGAAAAUGGAAAAAUACACAAAAGGCUUCUGUGGCGCAGGCGCUUGGCCUCGUUAGAUCCCACAGCGGCACGUUCACGAGUGAGUACAGCCACAGACUGCAUGGAGCUUGACAGGACAUUCAUACUGCCUCAGGUCUGUCUAGCUCUCUCGCACACCUCGUAUCGGUCUCUUGUCUCAGCAGCUGUCUGGGAUAAAUCUAACCGCUGGUUUCGAUUUUGAUCCGAGCUCCAAAUUAAAUGGUGGAAGACAUUUAAUCUGAACCUCCUGUGUUCAAAUAAAUUGUGGUCAUUUGCAUAAACAGCAAAGUUGAAAAACGGACAGCAAUUGAACAUCCCCACCCAACUCUCAACUCUCGACUGGUUUGACAAAUUGUUGAGCGUGAAACUCUUAAAUUAUAGGCGAAAGUCUAUUUAAUUCCAUCUUCAACUGAUUUGUUCAAGGUGGAAUUAAAUAGAAGAAAUGGGAAGCUAAAAAUGUGGUGUCCCUCAGGAUCAAAAUAAUCUGCAUGGUUUGUUUAACUGUGGAAUGUAAGCAGGAAAGAAUCUCCCAUCAAACACAGUAGGUUUUUUAAGGGUUCGCUCUCUCCAGACCCAAAUCCACUCUUGAGGAGAAUGUUUAAAUCAUUCAGCAGUUCAGCUAUCACAGCCAGGAUGUUUGGUGUUACUCUCGGAUAAUUUGUUUUAAUUUGUGUCGUAGAAAGCUGAGCAAAAAGGAAAAAAAAAAAAAAGGACGAUACAGAAUUAAGAGGAAAAAGUUCUAUUUUGUACUUUCAAAGGCCUAAAAACACUCCCUCUGUGUUUUGUUGUAGUAAGGGGAUUAAGACAAACCAAUCUGCUGCUGCCAAAUUGGUUUAAACUCCUGGUGAGGAAGGACAGUAAAGCUCUCCUGAGAGCUUCCUAGCACCAAUACUUUUUAUUAUCAUCUUCAAGCUCCUGAAACAGAUUAGCUUUGUGCUACGAAGCUUUCGAGAAAGUUGUCUGUUAAUCUACCUUUUUAUUUUGCUGUGGGUUUGUACAAAGCACAACUACAAUUCUGCAAUUGUAAAUGUUUAUGGCUGUAGACAGCAAUAUGUACAGAUAUAAAUGAUGGGUUUUACUGGGUGUAGACGGUCGAUCUCCAGUACUUCACUUGGUAGGUUUUCGGACUUGUACUCACUUCCUUAAAGGAUUCAAGACAACAGGUUGUCCCAGUGAUCAGUAUCGGUACGUGGGAGCCAUUCAGGAGGUGUCGAGAUGGCUUGGGAUAAACACUGUGGUGCAAAACUCCUGCUCUGGCCCAUUCACAACAUGAAACUCAUCUCAUGAAUGACCCAUACCAGUGCAGCCUCACGACAGGCUGCGUUGCUUCUUUGACAUAACAUAUAUUUUUUUGAAUGAAGAGUGAUAUCUUACUAGUAAGAGGGUUAUGAAACUUGCUGUAUAUUAUACACGUGUAAAUGUAUUUUCUAUAUAUUUGCUUCUAUUUGUGUACAGGUGUGUUCUAUUUUUCAAGACCUCUCCCAUUUUUUGGGAAGGUUUCAGCUAGGUCGGGGAUAGUGUCUUUGUUUACAUGUGUAACUACGGUAUUUCUUUCAAAACACAAAAACUAACCUUGUGCCAAGCUUCUUACCUGCACUUUCAAGCAGUUACUUGUAUUAUAUCUUUAGCUAACCAGUAUAAUACUUCAGUAGACGCUGCAAUAGCUCAGAGACUGAAGAGUGAUUUCCAGGUGGAAAGUAAAAACAGUACCGAGUGGUUUUAAACGGUGUUGUGAUCAUAUCUUGGGUUCAGCUGUAUCCAUGGUUGGCUGGGAAACCAAUGACUUGCUCUUCUUAACUAUCAUUUCUGCAUCGAUUUUAAUAGACAGUGUAUCAUCACAUGAAUAAAAAAAAACAAAACAAAAAAAAAAACUGUUAAUCCAACAGUAGCUGCCAAGAAACUAACUAAACUUGAUCUAGACUGGAUUGCAAUCAUUUGUCACCAUCCUCAUUUUGUAUUUGUAUAUACAUACUGCUACAACUGCCCCAGAAAAUGUAAGUUACUGUAAUGACUCUGAAAAUAAACCAAUAUCAGCAUUUAUUCAGCAUAUGAAAAAAUCAGGGAAAGACAUCUAAAGGAAAACUUUUGAAAGGAGGAUCGUUCGUGAAGUACGCUGUCUGUAUUUUCCUUUUUGAUGUGACUGCUAAAUAGUCAGGGUUAAAAAUACAAAAAGCCAACUUCAGCGUUGAUAGGCAACGUUUUCAUUUUCAAACUUUUUCAGUUUUCCUGUUUUUAUUCCAGCUUUGGCCUUCAGCUAUAAUCCCGGCAUGGCUGUUGCAAUGGCAGUGUUGGUUUCAGUCAGUAUGUUAGGUGUACCUAGCAUGCUAACAUACUGAACUAGGCCAGUGAGUAUGACAAACCUUACACCUGCUCAACAUUAGCAUGUUAGCACUGUCUGUUUAUGCACUGAUGUUUUAGCUGAAAUCACAGCUGCUGUGCUUCAGUGCAGCCUCACAGGGCUGCUAGUUUGGUUGCAAAUUCUUCUGCUUCUUUAGCUUUUGCCAAAAUUUCUGCUGUUUAUAAUGACAACAUACUAAACAAGUAAUUUGCCAAAACCUGUGGGAGCACAGUCAUUUUGCCUGAUGAAGCCAGGUUAUCAAAUCAAUUCAAACUCCAGUUGUACAGAGAAAACCUCAAUAAUCAGACGGCCCCAUUGAGCAAGCGCUUGGCAACAGUGGGAAGGAAAAACUCCCUGUUAACAGGAAGAAACCUCCAACAGAACCUGGCUCAGGGAGAGGCGGCCAUCUGCCUCUCCCUGAGCCCAAAUGAGGCGUGAGGGGAGGGAGCCAACAACAACAGGAUAAUGAACUUUCAAAGUGGAAAGUUUGUGAGAUCAUUUUAUAAUUUGCCCAUUUCUUUCUCUUUUAAAUGGCUGCCUGAUGUAAGCAAUUUCCCAGUUACUCUGUUGAAUACAGUAUUAUGAUUAUUGAAUGGAGUGAUGACCAAAACUAUGUAAAAAGGUCUUUUUCCCCACCUUAAUUUCAAGCUGUGCUAAAGUUGACUGUCGUUUUAAGCUCACAUGCUACCUAUAAGAGACCUACACAGAAAUUUGAACUUCUAUUUUAGUCUCACAACUUUAAAACAUUUGGCUGAUUGACAUUUGAUGUGAACAGUUUCAUCUGUUAACAACACCAUAUCUGAUGAUUGUGGAAUAUCAAUGUAACUAGCUAAAAUUUGCUGAAAAUUUCAGCCGAGAUUGUACCGAUAGUGUGGGAAAGACUCUGGAUUCCUUGGAAUAUACUGAAUGCUAUAAUUGAACAACAGGAAACUUUGACUUUCUGAAGUUCUUUGUGUUUUAAUACUUUGGGGAAAAAAGUUUUUGAGCUUUUUUUUCUUUUCAGGCGUUAGGCGUGUUUCGGGCACACCUAUAAAGACUUGAAAAGCUUGGUUUUAAUGUUAGUAUUUCUCUUUGAAAUCAUGAGGAGCUGCUAAAAGGAAUUCUCUUUGCAUUCCUGAAGGACAUUUAGACAAAGAAAAAUGUAACCAGCAGCUGUGAUCUAUAUUUUAAACAGUCGCGGAUGUCUGGAGACAUCAGCAUACAGCACGCUUCCCCCUUUUACCGCUGUCUGAAAUCAAACUGAUGCGUAAGGAAACGUCUUACUGCUUUCUUGCCUUUUCAGUUUACAUUUCAGUAUAGCAGAUGAGUUUAGUUUAUUAUAGCUAAGAGGGAGGAAAGUAAUUCCACUCGGCCCAGUCAGAUUUGAUUGAAGAAAUAUUGUGUUGUUGGGUUAGGUGUGGGGGUGGGGGUUACUCGACAUGCCUUUUUUUUUCACAGCAAAUGAAUAUUUUGUGGUUCUCGUUUCUGUUUCUUCAGCAGCCCAUAAAACCUGUGCUCUCCUCAACAUAAACAAGCUAUCAAUCAGCGAGGCUUUUCCUGUCAAGAUGAACGAUGUGCCACAUUUACAGAGACUGUGAUUCCUCUUUGCAUGUCAGAUACUCAGAGUGGAAGUUAUUGACAUGUAUUUUGUUUGAAUGACAUGCUAGCUGAAGGACAAAGUUGUUUUCUUUCCACACAUUAAUGGAAGCAUUCAUACCAGAGGAACGGUCAGAGGAAUCAGUGUAUUGGCUAUAUUGUGGACUUAUUAGCACACUGUGUGAUAACAAAAAUAUCUCGAGGACGCUUUAUCAAUGAAAACAAAAAGAGACGUUAAAUUAGAAGGUGAGAAGACGAACUGAGAGGAAAGGAUAUAUAUCCAUCCUCGGCCGGUGUUUUGGCCUUUUGUGAAAUAGUGACAAAAUAUGAUCCACUCGUGCACGGACACAUCUUUUCUCAGCCAGCAGGAUUUUCAGGCUAAUGCUAGUCGACGUGUUUCUUUUGAAACUGUCCUCUGACAGGCAACUUAGAAAAUUGGAUAUUUCCUAAACAUAUUAACAAAAAGUGUUUUGAUUCAAAUUGUGAGUUUUUCCCAAACCAAAGAAACCAAAAUCAGCAAGUCGACAGAAAAGAAAAAACAUAUAAAGAAGGUGUAGAUAAGUCUUUGGUGAAGGUCUGUUGAUGCCUAAUGUGUUGCUUUUUCAAAAUGAAGCACAAAAACCAACCGUGACGCAGCUCUUUUCUGCCUGAGAACUGCAAUAAAAGUGAUUAUAUUGUUGUGACUAUUUCACAAACUGCCCCGAGACUGUGGAGGCAUCUCACUGGAUCCAUUUAUUUCUUUUUUUCACUCCCAGUAAACUGUAGCUCCUCACUCCUCGCUUUUCCGCAUCUUUUCAAAAAAAUAAAAAAAUAAAAAUCACGUACUGUGCGCUUACUGUAUUUUAAGCGGAGGGCUGCGACUCUCCUCUCGGGUCAUGUUUUUACUUUUUCUAUUCACAAGAGCUAAAGCACUGUCACUGUCAGUGCUUAUCAGUGCAGUCAGACUUGAAAAAGACUUGAAAAAAAAAAAACCCGACUUUGUUUGCAACAUCUCAAUUCUCUUAUAAUCCCUCUGCUAGAAUGAGACUAGCAGCGUGACCCAAAUCUGCUGUCGUGUCAGCUAAUUCAUGCAGAUGGCCUCUAGCCCUGGAUCAUGCUUUUGCGAGCUAAGUGCAGGCCUGAAACGAGUGACACGGCGAGGAAAUUCGGAAUAGCAGGAAAAUGGGAUAGCCUGCGAUUGCAUGUUCUGCGAGAGCUGAUCAAAGUAGAUGGAGCAAAAACAGCAACAAAAUAUAAAUAUAAGAAGUACAGUAAAAGUUCAAAGGUCAAGGGGUGAGGAGCUUGUAUAGAUUCUUUUCUCUCUGGGGCAGGGGGGAGGGAAGGGCUUUUCACACAGUGGGCGGGGGGCACACAGUGGUCUGUUCAUUGAGGCUGACUUACAAUCAUGAUUCAUACCUACCAUGAAGGAACCUGACUCAAGUUGUGUUGUCGCCAUAAAAAUGAAGAGUUUGUACUUUGUGACUCAAACUUUUAUAUUUGUGUUUAAUAUAUCAAUGAGUACCUCUGUUAACUUUUGUAUAAGACCUAUGACUAUAGUAUAUACAAACACACUUACACACACAAAACACACCUCCACGAAAAGGGACUCUAGUCUGUCUCUGUGACGGCUAAAUGUUGUAUAACUUUUAUUUUGUGUCUUAUGAACCACAUCUCUUCCUUUUGUAGUUAUUGGUAAAUGUUACGAUUUCCAGGUGACUUUGAUUUGGUUACUCUUGUACUACUAAGCUCUGUAUUUGCAAGCACUGUAAAUGCGAUUCUCAUUGGACUCGUCCUCUGUACAUUUAGUACUCUGAUGUUGCUAUUAAUAAAAUGUAAAACAACACGA